AUGGAAAGUUUGAAAGUGCUUCAUAUCAAUUGGUGUUAUUUUGAAAGGAUAAUCAAUGACAAACUAUACAGCAUUGUUCUGGGGAAUAGAAUCCGUGAAUUCAAAUUAUAUUCUGAACAAAUGAAAGUAUUGAGAACCACCACAAAUUCUAUGGAUGUUGAAAAUAUUAUCAAUAUUCCCCCCCUGGAAUCCAAAACUACCUUUAAUACAUUCUUAACAGAAUUUGGGGUUUACUAUCCAUUGUUCCAACCAGAUAUAACCACAUUCAUGGAAUCAAACUGGAACGUGUUUGAUAUUAUUCCUGAUAAAAUAUAUUUGUCUUAUAGAACUCCUUUUCCAUUAACUAAUGAUGAUAGAGAUCAUCCUAUUUUCAAACUAAACAAUCUAUUAAUUAAAUCUUGUGACUUAUUUUGGAGUUUUAGAUCUAUCAUCAACUUUCUGACUCAGAAAUUGAUGAAACUUCAAAUGGAAUGUUUAACAACUUUCAACCAAAUUAAUUUGAGUAAUAUAGCAAUGGUACAUCUUAUGAUUCAAGUUGGAAAUAAUCAUGUACCUCUAACAUUUAUUCAACAUGGACUUAGGGAUAAUUAUCAUUGUUUUAUCAAUUCGGAACAUAAAUCAGAUCCAGCAAGUAGAACAUUUAUCAAAGAUUUCCUGUUUUCAUUCCAUCAAACUUUGAUUUGUAAGUCUAACUCAUUUUUUAUGUAUGAUGGAGACUUUAUUCUAGCAGUAGUUUUAGAUCCUAAUCCAAUGGAUAAUUCAAGUUUAGAUUUAUCUAAUGUACAUGGUAUAAAGUGUAAGAUAUUUCUAUUUGAUGCUAAGUUAGAACCAUACUACAUAUCUAUAUUCAUCAUCGUUUUUGCUAUAGCUUAUGCAAAAACUAUACCUGAACCAAUGGUAACUCGUCUUGCUGAUGCUUUUAAUCAAACAGAAAGACAAAGACAAUUACAAUGGGAGAAGAAUUAUCAGUUAUUAGAGAAAUUUGCUACUAUAAUUUCUACAGUUCCUCCAUCUGAUUCAUUGCCUAAAUCUCUCAAACAUAUUAAAAUUAAAGAUAUAGAAACCAUGAUUCGUAAUGAAUUCAAUUCUGAUAUAUCCCUCUCUCAGGUCUCCAAAAUAAUCAAUAACUUUGUAUUCAGAGAUGCAAGCUCAAUCAACAUAAGAUCAAUAAUCAAUGGGGAAUAUUUCCAACAUAAUCGUUCUAUCGUGAUUGAAGAUACGGAUGGUUUUAUUUACAAGAUCUUUGACCCUGUAAGAUGCAAAGUAUCGAAUAAUGAUUCCCUUCAUGACAGAAUUAAUAUACUAUUUGAACCAUUUAUCCGUGAAGUUCUAACUCAUACGUUUAUAAAUGAUUUCCAAUUCAAACCAAAGUGUUUAGAAUUUGGUUAUAUUAAGAAUAAUAAUAAAACAUUUCUCAAUACGUUAGGAUAUGGGGUUCACACAUCAUUAAGUGGGUUUUAUAUCAAGAUGAUGCAAAAGCAAGCAUAUAAUCUUAAUCUUUUCUGGAGAAAGGACUUAGCACCAAAAUUAAGACUUAUUCUAAAACAUCUUCAUCACUAUAAAGUAAGUCAUGGAGACAUUCAUCCUGGAAAUUUCUUGUGUGACCCUAGAACUGAAUCAGUGUCUAUGAUUGAUUUUGGAAAGCUGAACCAUGCAUUCAUGAGAGUAAAUGGCUCCAUAUCGAAAACUGAAGAUAGGAAAAGAAUACAAGAGCUAAUGGAUCAAGAUACUAAAGAUUUAGAAAUCAUGAUUAAUAAUCAAAAUUCAAAAAACGAUCCGAAAGUUUCCAAAGUUUAUUUUGACGGGUUGAAAGAAUUAGAGGAACUCUUAGAAGUUGUUGAUUUUGAUGAAAUACAUCCUUUCACAACUCAGUUGAAGAAAAAGUUUAAACCUGCCGAGAUCAAGGUCAUAAUCCCAAGGCUUUAUAAAGUUUUUAAUCUGCAUUAUAUAAGUAAUGAUUUAGACACUCAGGAUUUGAAAUGGUUUCAAAGAAAAAAAUUACUUUAUGAUGGAGUAGUUAAUGAUUACCUCAGUAUUCUACCAUCUGAUGAUGAUAAGAUGUCAGCUAUUUUGUUUAAAUUCUACUCUGAACAACUUAAAUCAUUGAGAUCCACAGUGUCUAUGAGUGAUAUACCUGGCAGAAAUAACCUUUACAAUACAGGAGCAAAGGGUUCAGCAAGAGAUCUGGGGUUCAAUGAUGAAGAUUGUGAGCAUGACUACAGAGUGUCUGGUGAUAUCUUCAAAGAAUGUGGCUUUUUCUAUCCAUUAUCGCAAGAGCCCAUUACAACUUUAAUAGAAUCGAAUUUAUACAUCCAUGAUAUUAUUCCUCAUAAUAUUGAUGAGUUAGAAUUUGAACGUUAUCCAGAAUUACCUUAUAAUGAUAGUGAAGAUGCUAUUGAGGUAUACCUAUACAGUCUAUUAACUAGUACUUGUAACAUAUUUUUAGAAUUUAAAUCUUUCAUUAAAAUUCUUUAUCGAGAAUUAGUAAAUCUGAAUAUGGAAGCUCUUCAUCCUUUGAUUAUUAUGGCACAUAGCAUGAUCGAGUUUAGACAUAAUCGUAUACCACUACGAAUCACGGAUAACGGACUUGGAGUCAAUUAUCAAACAUUUAUCAAUUCAAAAGAGAAGGAAGAUACACAAAGUAAAACUUUCAUUGAAGAUUUUCUGAAAUCAUACUAUCAAUCGAUAAUUUGUAAGUCUAAUUCAUUUUUAAUGUAUGAUGGAGAGUUUAUCAUAGGUGUUGUUUUAGAUUCAAAUCCAUUAGGUGAUGCAAGUCCAUCCAAUUUACAUGGUGUGAAGUGUAAGAUAUUUACAUAUGAUGCUAAAUUAGAACCAUUCUCUAUAGCUCUAUUCAUCAUAAUAUUUGCUAUUACUUAUGCAAGAACUAUCCCAGAUCCAAUGAUAGCUCGGCUCAUAGAUUCAUUUAACCAUACAAACAAAUGA
Scheffersomyces coipomensis is the source of this 2943-nucleotide messenger RNA. RefSeq lists its product as uncharacterized. The record is from RefSeq and is a predicted model, not a curated record. The transcript is spliced from 2 exons. Bases 1 to 2943 code for a protein of 980 amino acids. Lineage: Eukaryota; Fungi; Ascomycota; Pichiomycetes; Serinales; Debaryomycetaceae.